Populus trichocarpa (black cottonwood) is the source of this 495-nucleotide messenger RNA. Its product is annotated as RING-H2 finger protein ATL66. NCBI's taxonomy places the organism in Eukaryota, Viridiplantae, Streptophyta, Magnoliopsida, Malpighiales, Salicaceae. Bases 1 to 495 code for a protein of 164 amino acids. The record is from RefSeq and is a predicted model, not a curated record. The transcript has a single exon.
AUGGCAUCACAAGACUCCCAACCAUUCCACUGGCACUACGAAGAACUCGACGAAAAUGACUUCCAAGUCCGUGGCCGCGCUCUCUUUUAUGUACUGAUCGUCGGCUCCAUGAUCAUCCUUAUCGCCCUACUCUCCAUCUACGCCCGCUGGGUCUGCCUUGAAAACACGCGGCAUAACCUUCCCUCUAGGCUUCCUGUGCACCACGCGCCUCGCCUUCCUCCAAGAGGCCUCGAAUCCACGAUCAUCAAGGCUUUGCCGAUAACUUUGCACAAAUCAAAUUUGGGUACCAGUAAUAAUGGCACUGCAGUCGAAAGCGAGUGCUGUAUAUGCCUUGGUGUGUUUGAAGAUGGUGAUAGGCUGAAAGUUUUGCCGCAGUGUCAGCAUUGUUUUCAUUGUGACUGCGUCGAUAAGUGGCUUGUCACUCAGUCAAGUUGCCCACUCUGUAGAGCUUCUAUCCGAGCUGAAUCGGCUGUUUUAUCGAUCAUAACAGAGUAA